UUCAAAACUCACUUUUUGUAUUUAGACAUUUGUCAUUUGUGGAUCUGUGUAAUAUUGUUAUAAGUUAUGUUGUGUAAUAACUGUGGAAUUUGUUUAUAAAAAUGUUGUUGAAUGUGAAAAAACUGUAAAAAUGGGUGCAAAGGAUUCAAAGAGAAGUUGUUUAAGCUAUGAAGAUGCAGUAAAACGAAUGUCCGAUGCAGAACUCAAGAGGGUAUGUGAAGCCUUCAAAAGACUAACAAAUGGUGGGCAGUUCCUGAGCCGCCAUUCGUUCAUUCUGAAUGUGCUUGGGGAUGGUGUGCCUGCAACCAUAGCAGAAUGGCUGUAUUUAGCUUGUGGAGGAACCCCCAGAGGAAUUGGUCUUAAGGAUCUGAUAUGCGGAUUAUUGUUGCUCACAAAAGGCACACAAGAUGAAAAAAUCAAAUUUUUAUGGACUCUCUAUUGUAACGAUUCGGGAACAUACAUUACUAGAACUGAAUUUCAAAAUGCACUCCAAAUUGAAGGUAAGUUACCACCACCAGAUGGCUCGACCAAACCAAAUUUGUCAUGGGAUCGAACCAUCAUCUCCCUUUUCGGAGUAAAUCAGGACAAAGUAACUUUUGAAGACUUCAAAGCUUGGAUCAUCUACAACAAGGAAGCAACAGUUUUGUCCAAAUGGUUGCUUUCAGCUCCUUGUGUGUCGCUCAGUUCUGAAUUGGAAACACCUACUUUCUAUCAAACACUUGCUGGAGUAACACAUCUGGAAGAACAAGAUAUCUGCGAAUUAGAGAAAUGUUUCUGGGCUUUACAAAGUGCUUCGGUUACUGGUCAUCUGGAUUUCAGUUGUUUAAAGUCUCUCGUUUGUCCUCCUGUGCCCCUGAAAGCUUGCAAAGGGUUAUUUCUGGCACUUGAUGUAAAUAGAGAUGAUCAUGUCGAUUUCAAAGAACUUUGUUGUGGCAUAUCUGCUGCUUGUCGGGGACCUUUAGUUGAGAGAAUGAAAUUUUGUUUCAAAAUAUUCGAUAUGGACCGAGACUGUUACUUGAAUUUCGAAGAGGUCCAACAUAUGACACAAACUCUCCUCUUCAUUGCCAAUGAAAACAAAUUGUCAUAUUCCACCCAGAUUUUCCAUGAAGCUCUACAAAGGCGUGAUUCAUCAAAAGAAAAUGCAACAGAACAGCAGUUGCCAGGAAAUUUAGGAACUGAAAUGGUGAAAACUCACCAUUCUACUUUAGAGGGCUUGAAAGACAAAUUGGACAUGAAGGGAGGACUUACACUGGAGGAUUAUUUGGUUUGGAGUGUUGAGNAUUUGACCGAUAGCAUGGUUAUGGGUUGGCUAGAACGAGAAGAACGUCGUGGUUACCAUGUGGGUCAGUUUUGGUAUCUUAUCUCUUCGGAUUGGUGGCAACAGUGGUUGAACUAUACAUCUGCCCCUCGAAACAACUUGGACUUUUGCAAUUGCCGUUGCGAUCCUAGAAUACCUAUUGAAGAAGGUAUUGUUUGUGACGAAAGUCUCAUAAGCAAUACCACUGACUAUACUUCGACUUCAAACGAAUUCAAUUCCAACAGCAUGGAAUCUAUGGGAGAUCUUCUUAGCAGAGGGGACAGUUGCAGCAUUGCUUCUAGCUCUGGUGUAUCGAGCAGUUCUGGUACAGGACCCAAAAGGAGUUUAGGUCAACCAGGCCCAAUAGAUAAUUCUAGUCUAGUAGGAGAACCCAUGUGCAAAGUGCAAACACUGACUGGUGAAGGAGGUCGCUUGAAACGUGACAUUACGUUGGUACAAAGGCGAGAUUUUGAACUGGUUCCGGAUUCUCUGUGGAAAGCCCUUUCUAUGUGGUAUGGUGGUCCACUUCCUCUCCCCAGGCAGGUUAUAAGACCUCCUGGUCACACUGAAGUUGAAUUAGAACUUUACCCCCUCAACUUGAGAAUCUUGAGGCAUAAUCCACAACAAAAUGUUUCUACAGCUUCGUGGAGUAGCGUUGUUGGAAGUUAUGGAGCUGCUGCUCUCAGCACAGCUGGUAUUACACCAAAUGUAAAUGUAGGUACAAGAAGAUACCUUGCACACACUGCUGCCUUCUCUCGUUUAGCAACCAUUCAACAAGUUACAGACUUCCUUUGUCAUCGCCUAAAUCUAAGGCCAGAGGAUGCACGCUUGUGGCUCUUGAAAGAACAUUCAACAAGUUUAUUAGAUGACGAUAACGCAACCUUGCAAGAUUUAGGUAUAGUAGAUGCGGAACAGAUACUGUUAGAGGUUAGGAACAAAGACUUGACAUGGCCUGAAGAGUUGGGGCAGCUGGUAGCAAGUGGAGGUCAUGAUAUAAGCCUAAGCGUUGAAAGGAGGCCCACCAUAUGUUUGCCACCCGGAGCCACGGGUCUGCACAAUCUAGGCAAUACUUGCUUUAUGAAUGCUGCUCUGCAAGCAGUUUCAAAUACAAGACCAUUGACCUUGUAUUUUCAGAGAGAUAACCAACUCUCCGAACUGAACAGCUCUAAUCCUCAUGGUACAAAAGGCGCGGUAGCUAGGAGGUAUGCUGAACUUUGCCGUGAAUUGUGGGCAGGAUCUACUAGAAGCGUAGCUCCUCUUAAGCUUAGAUACUGCCUAACUAAACAUGCUCCUCAUUUGGGAGGAGGAGGUCAGCAUGAUUCACAGGAACUCCUAGCUUGGUUGCUAGAUUCAUUACAUGAAGAUCUGAAUAGGGUGGCCAAAAAGCAGUACACAGAAUUGAAAGAUAGUGGAGGUAGACCUGAUGAAGUGGUUGCUGAAGAAGCAUGGCAACAACAUUUAACGAGAGACCAUUCUAUAAUUACUGAUUUAUUCUAUGGGCAACUGAAAAGCAAGGUUACUUGCCAAACCUGUGGUCACGAGUCUGUCCGUUUUGAUCCUUUCAACCUGUUGAGUUUACCUUUACCUAUGGAAAGUUAUACAUUAUGUGAAGUAUUAGUUUUAAGGUUGAACGGAGAGUGUCCAGUGAAGUAUGGUAUGCGUCUAAAUUCAGAAGCCAGAUAUAUUGACUUGAAGGCCCAGCUUUAUGAAAUAAGCGGUAUAAAAGAGGAGAGGUGGCUCCUGGCCGAAGUGGCCUCAUGUCAAAUACGAAAUACUUUGGUUGAUGAGGCUAAAAUCAAUCCGAAUACUGCAACGGAACUGUAUGCCUAUGAACUGCCAGAUACCAAUGAGAUUAAUCCAAAGACUGAAACCGAAAUUGAAACAGAUAUGGAUAAGGAAGUUUGUGAAAGCCCACUAGCGAGAAGUCCCGAGGUAAGAGCUGGUUCGGCCCUAUGCAUGCCCAACAUUCUAUGCUUCAAGAACAAUAAAUCCAAACAAAUGACUCAAGAACCUAGAUUAAGCAAUAUAUCUUUCAAAAAAAGCUCAAUUUCUAUACAUUCCAAUGCUUCAACUACCUCAGUUUCUUCUAAAUCCAGCCAAAAGUGUCCUUCGUACCUGGUUACCGUGCACAGAAAAUGUGUAAGACAAGAAACAUAUUUUCUUUCGCAACAGAAAAGCAAGCCUAGUCUAUUUGGUAUACCUCUUUUGCUAGGUUUCAGUGAAAAAAGCACUUGUCAAAGUUUGUAUGAAGCUGUUUGGGGCCAAGUCACGAGGUUACUGAGCCCUCUACCUCAAAGUGAUCAAACCAACCAUGCAACUGACUGUGAUGAUUCACUAGGUUAUGAAUUCCCUUUUAUCUUGAAAGCUGUUCUUCAAGGUGGUCAGAUUUGUGCUAUCUGCCACUGGACCCAAUUUUGUCGUGGUUGUACUAUACCUUGUACAGAUGAACUUGUUGUCGACUUGUGUAAUGGUGCUCAAAACAACAUGUGUGUUUCUAUAGAUUGGGAUCCAACAGCUCUCCAUUUACGAUAUCAAAGCAGCAGAGAAAGGUUAUGGCUUGAACAUGAAUCAGUAGCUAUUUGUAGAAAGCUACACACUGAACCUAUCGAUUUGGAUUAUUGCUUGAAAGCUUUCACUUCAGAAGAGAGGCUAGAAGCUAAAUAUCACUGCAGCAAUUGUCAAGAUAAACAACCUGCUACCAAAAAGCUACAGAUCUGGAGGCUACCGCCAAUUCUUAUUAUUCAUCUUAAGCGGUUUGACUACGUUCACACCAAAUGGGUGAAGACACAAAAGGUGGUUAAUUUUCCUUUCAAGAACUUUGAUCCAACAGCCUAUUUAGCUUCUGUACCUCAGGAGACAAUCCUGCGUCACAAACAGCUUCAAGAAAAGAAAGCAAAAGAGUUGGAAAUGUCGCAAGAGAGUCUGCCAGAACGAAUUCUAGAGGAGAUUGAAUGUGGUAGUUCGAACAAGGAAAAAGAGAGAUCAGUGAGUAGCAAUUCUCCAAAUGGAUCUACAGAACAGUGUAAACUUCUGAACAAAAGUGAUAGUAAAGUUUCCAAUAAAAAUAAAGUUAGUGAUAAAGUGGAUAAAGUUCGUGGUAGAUUGGAAUCGACAAGUUUAUUGAAAACACCCAUAAUCGAUGAACAUUUGAAAGAUUAUCACCAGCAUCAAUUAUUACCAGGGCAAGAUAAGUUUGAUUUGAAGUAUCAGCUCUAUGCAGUUGUGAGCCAUUCUGGACUGAUGAAUGGGGGUCAUUACAUCUCCUACGCCUGCAAUCCAAAUGGACAUUGGUACUGCUACAAUGACAGCUCCUGUCGUGAAAUUAUAACAGACUCUGAUACAAACACACAUAAAUCCAUAUCAUCUACGAAUUCCAAAAGCUCUGGUUGUACUCCAUUGAGCAGGAGAAAAAUCAUGGCAAGAAAACUAAGCACUGGCAGCAAUACUUCUGAUGAACAAGAUAAAAAAGAUAAAACCCCUUCAAUUGGAACUUUUGAAACUUUAGCGACAGCUGCUUCAACGGAAACUUUGGACAGCUCACAUUCUAACUCAGCCAAUUCAAUCGACAAACUUGGAAUUGCUUCCGAUAUGAUCAAUGAAAAACUUUUAAAAGAUUCCCCAUAUUCAAGCAGGAAGUCUCUGAAUAGCUACAAAUGCCCAUACACAGAAGUCAAGGUUCCGAAAAUAGACACUAGUUCAGCGUAUAUCUUAUUUUAUGAGCGAUCCGGGCUUGAUUAUCAACCAUACUUACCUAAAGUGAUACCGAAUGGAAAACAAGUGCCUAUAGAAGAUUAUGAUGAGAGCGAAUCAGAAAUGAAAAAACAAUUGUGUACUAUACAGUAAUGAAUAGGUUUCUUUUUGUAAAUGGGUUUGUUGUUAAUUUUUGUAUUGAUGAAUGAUUUUUUGUGUGUGUUCUUCAGAUACACUCCUUUAAGCGUUUUCCAAGCAAGUUCCAUAUAUUUUUAUUUCUUAUUUUUGAAAUAAUACCUGUACUGACUUGAAAUUUUGAAUGUAAACUCGAAAUUAGGACUUCUAAUGUUGAAAUUUUGAUUUAUCAAACCAAAAUUUCUGCUUUUGUUGUCUGAAACAGGAAAUUAAUAUGUAUGGUGCUUUCUAAAGUAAGGAGUUUUCUGAAAAUAUUGAAUCUUUAAGGAGUUUCAUGUAUUGAAAAAUCUUUUUCAUAUUUUCUCUACAAAAGAUUAUAUCUUGUUUGAUAUUAGUAGGUUUAAUUUUCACUUUCAUAUGGCAAUAACCAAGUUUGUGGCACAUGAAAUAAUUGGUUACAUUCUGUAUCUAACAUGUGAUUUUUUGAAAGAAAGUUGUAGGUCACAUAUCCUUUUUAUGCAUUCCAAUGGUAACUUGUCUUAAAUAAAUAGUAUGUUUUAUUAUGCUAUCAUCUGAAACAAAACCAUUAAUUAGUUUUGGAAAUACUUCUGAGAUUUUUCGUGUAUAUCUUUCUUCAGUUGGAAAGGCUAAGCUACAUUAUUCAUGAAUAGUUUUUGUCUUAUCACAAUUUACUAAGAACCAUGAAUCUAUAGGUAACAACUUGACCUUUUUAUACACCCAAUUUAUACCUCUUCAAAGCAUUCAUCCAAAUUUUUAUAAAUGUUUUGCGGAGUUCUAUUUUUGCUAGGAACGUCUAAAACUACGGUAGGAAAAAAUACAUUUUUCAAAAAUUUAAUAUGCAGAAAGAUUAUGAAAUGAUGGACUCAAACCUGUUAUUUGCGGUGGUUGUAUCGAAAAAGAUUCAAAAUAACACUUCAGGUUAGGUCAAGUUAAUUAAAAUGCACAUUAUAUCUCCUUUCUUAUUUCAGAUAAUAAAUUUUGAAUCUGAAAUCAUAAAAUUUGAUCACUUCCCAAAAGUAAUACAAUUCAGAAGUCGUGGAUUAAAUUUUCAUAUCCAACAAAAAACAAAUCAAUCAUCUAGACUCAUUAAUACCAAUCGGACUAUAGUCUUGUAGUGAAUGUUGGUGAAAUUGGCCUAUUUUCCUUUGAUGAUAACACAAAAAAUGAUUCAAUCCGAUUAUAACUUGAAUAUUGAUUUGUUUUUUCUUCAGGUUAUUUUCAUUGGAAAACAAAAUCAAAUUUAUUGAUACUUUCUGUGCUACAAUAUGUAAUAUAUAUUAGAUCUUUAUUCUAUUUUGAUUUGUUAAAAGUUAGUAUUAUUAAGUUAUUGAAGAUCUAAUUUAUUUAUAUAUGUAUCCUCAUAACUGAAAACUGAUAUAUUGUGAUUCAAGUCUAGUUGAAACAUAAAUGCCUAAUCUUGAAAAAAAAACUGUAAUUUUUCAAAAUGCUUGUAGAAACUGUUUAUUUUACUUAGGAAUACCAAAGAUAUUUUUUUAAAUUCUUAAUUUUUUACACACAAUUUGUAGUGUCAAAAUAUUUAUUGUAAGUUGUGUAUGUAUAUUUCUGCUAGUCUGAUAUUUUAAUUCCAUUAUUUUUUAAAUAUUUUAACCUGUUAUAAUGACACGAAUUACUACAUUUAUGAAUAUGUAUAUGUUAUAUACAGUUGUAUGGUGCCAUUACAUAAAUAAAAGCUUGUAUAUUGUU
Messenger RNA from Leptinotarsa decemlineata (Colorado potato beetle), 6847 nucleotides. It is a transcript of the gene Usp32, whose product is annotated as Ubiquitin specific protease 32. Lineage: Eukaryota; Metazoa; Arthropoda; Insecta; Coleoptera; Chrysomelidae. Gene Ontology annotation, molecular function: calcium ion binding; cysteine-type deubiquitinase activity. The record is from RefSeq and is a predicted model, not a curated record. Gene Ontology annotation, biological process: protein deubiquitination. Gene Ontology annotation, cellular component: Golgi apparatus.